AUGUUUCCCAGAUUUCCUCCGUUACAUCAUACGGUAUUCAUCGCGGCCUGCUUGGUUGGUAUGUCUGUGCUUGUGAUCCUGUGGCAUUUUGAACUCACAGGUAAUGAGUUAUUAGGAAAAUCACCACAUUGGUUACUAAGGUGAAUUUCUUACACGAGUCCAAGUGUUUGCCUGGUUUAUGAUUGAUAAGCUAUUGAAUCUCAAGGGUUUCGCUGUCUGAGGUAGAUUAAAGUUCAGAUAGGGCAACUGAGAAUAUCCAGAAUAACCACUUUAAAAUUUAAGAGUGUGAUUUUACUCUGUAAUGGAUAAAAGUAGGUGAAAUUCAAAUUUUUGCAGUGUAGUCUCCUUAUUACGAAGGUCCUUAGCUUUGAUGUAGCGUCCGUCCCUUCAUUCUACAAUAAACCGGCAUGGAAAGAAUAAAAGACUCACACUAAUGUCUGCAUAAAACUGUACUCAUUUUAUACAAUUGUCCAUACGUAUCUGCGACAAAACCAUCAGAAAUAUGCGAUUGACACCUGAAAACCUCGAAUUAUUUAAAAUUUGCUCCCAGUCUGAUGUGCUGGUUCAUAUAACUAAGAAUUUGAAUUAUGACAUAAAAAUUAGGACAUAAAAAUUGCACCAUAAGGCAUGGCAAGUCACCUAAUGCGAUGUUUUGGAUCAGAGAUUCUCUUUUGAAAUUUUCUUUCAGGUAAAACUGGCAGUGACAGAAGUGACACAUAUCUACGCUCCAUCCAGAAAAGGGCCUUAGAACACACAUCUCAGGAGCAAAACAAUGUCAACAACGAUGGAUCAAUGAAGUUGACAGGUAAACCAAAUAAGACAAUAAGUACUAAUUGACAUAGAAAAUCCAUUAGUUUACAAACAGAAACUCAUCGAUUGGCGCUGCUGAGCAUAUCGAGGGCUUCUUACGAAGUCUGUUAGUGUCAACCCGGCCUGCCUUUCCCUCCGGAGGCCGGUAGGAGCGGUCAUUUCUCGUCCCAGACCCCUGGUUGCGGGAGAAGCCCACGAGAUUCUUGUGAGGCAGUGCUCGCGGGCUCGCGGGCUUAAGACACAAUUACACUUGGGAGUUUUGUUGAGGGUCAUAUACCUUCCCUCAAUAAAGGCUGAUAAAGGAAAAGUUACUGAUGUGAAAUUCCCUUCACCCUUUACUAUGUUUUAUUUCAACUAUUUUACUCAAACAGAUUCCUUCGAAAUUUGUUCUUGACCGUUGCAUUGUUCAAAUGAAUUGCCUUGUCAUUUCUUUUGCAAGUGGACUUCAUAGAGUCAUUAAGGUUAUAUUGAAACUGUAAGAUAGCACUAAGGUAGACGGAUAAUCUUUUAGUUAACCCAGAGGUUUUUUUUUAUCUCACCUUGUAAACUGGUUCACAGUUCUAUUUAUCCAGUUCCAGGCGUUUACUUUCUUUUUCCGCUCUGUCUGACAACUGAGCGGCUAGAACAGGUUAGGUUUUUGGGUGACUUCUCAAUGUUUGAAAUGAUUCUGUCUUUACAUCUCUUACAGAGGAAGUAACAAGCAAAAACGAAAUGUAUGAUCGAGUGAACACGCUGUUGCUAUUUGUUGGUUACUCUCGCAGUAGACACAGCUUAGUUUCUUCAUUACUUGACGCUCACCCUCACAUGAUAGUUGCAGAUGAAUCAUAUGCACUGAGAAAAUGGGUUCAGCAACCAGCAUGGAAAACGGAAAAAUCAAGAUAUGAAUUCUUCGAUACAAUGUUGGGAAACUCAGCGCGGUCUGUAAAAAGAGGUCGAAGGUCUCGCGUAGCAAACGGAAGCGCAGCAAAUUUUCAAAUCUUCGGCUACCGUAUUCCAGAUCAGUGGCAGGGAACAUAUGAUCGAUACAUACAGGUGAAAUAUAAAACUUAAAAUAUCAAUUUCACGGGCUGUAAAUCGAUGUAAAUGUUGUACAGCUCAAUCAAAUUAUAUUCCAACAAAUCUUCUCGAAUCAUAACCAUUUUGGUCAUGUUCCAGGCAUAAACCUUGGGGCUUUAGCGAUCAUAUCUGAAAAGAUAUUGAAGGCUGAAAUAAUUUGUCAUUCAAAAUGCCUCAUUUGCAAAGAACGUUUGAAUCAUUUUUCAUAAAUCCUGUAAGCAUUUUCUUUAACUAGGAAAUCACAAUUAAGAAUGUGCAAGGUUCAGUCUAACCGUCGCCUCAAACUAAUGACCAGUCCGUUAUCUUACUUUGUUUUGUAAAUGAACUGCAGGUGAUUGGAGACAAGACAGCUUGGGACACUGCAGUAAUGCUUCGUCUGCUUGGAACACGAGCCAUUUAUGAAAUGAAAGAGAAACUUGGAGUGAACAUCAAGUUCAUUCAUGUUGUCAGAAACCCAUUUGAUAACAUAGCCACAUUUGUUCUUCGACACAAGGACAUCCAGGCCAGGACCGCUGACCCAAAUGUCAAGGUACGCAUAUGCAAAUCACGUGUCGAGGGUCAACAAUGAAUUGAAGGCGUCGCCAAUCGCUUUGUUUCGGCCCAUUUAUUAUUAUAGAAAACAAUCUGAUUUUUUACGUGUUUGCGAAUUACUGGCAUUUUUUAAGCAUCAUCUUAAUUAACUGCAGCUCAAUUAAAUAGGAGACAUUUCAAAGAGAUGAAACAAUUAAGUAAACACUAAUACAAAAUCUACCAUUUACAUCUACUAAGAGGUGCAUCUCAAUUCCAAACAGAUCAAUGCCAGUGAAAUUUUAGACGAAAAGAUACAACUUUACAACAACUGGGCAGAAGGAACCUUUGUGGCCCACAAAUCCUCUCCGGAGGACUUCCUCAGUGUUGUUAGUAUGGAUGUCGUAAAAAGGCCAGCGGAAUCGCUCAGGAAAAUGUGCCAUUUCCUUCAAGUAACUUGUUCAGAAAGCUACAUUCAGGACUGCGCAGCGAUAGUGGACCCAGUCCCCUCAAUUACCCGACACCGCAUUAUGUGGACGGAGAAGCAGAUAAACAGAGUUUACGCCACAAUGAGGGCGUUCCCGGUAUUGUUUGAGGGAUUUACGUUCGAAGACGUAUGA
Messenger RNA from Pocillopora meandrina, 2993 nucleotides. NCBI's taxonomy places the organism in Eukaryota, Metazoa, Cnidaria, Anthozoa, Scleractinia, Pocilloporidae. The record is from the annotation of a GenBank genome assembly.